Messenger RNA from Fonsecaea erecta, 402 nucleotides. Its product is annotated as mitochondrial import inner membrane translocase subunit tim16, variant. Gene Ontology annotation, cellular component: TIM23 mitochondrial import inner membrane translocase complex. The transcript has 3 exons. The record is from RefSeq and is a predicted model, not a curated record. NCBI's taxonomy places the organism in Eukaryota, Fungi, Ascomycota, Eurotiomycetes, Chaetothyriales, Herpotrichiellaceae. The coding region runs from base 1 to 402 and encodes 133 amino acids. Gene Ontology annotation, biological process: protein import into mitochondrial matrix.
AUGGCGCAUCGAAUCAUCGCCCAGAUCGUCCUCACCGGCGGACGAGUUUUCGGCAGAGCAUUUGCAGAGGCAUACAAGCAAGCCCAGGCAUCGACACAGUAUGCAAGGGCUGCUGCGAAAAGUGACCCGGGUGCCGUCAACACCGCCGCCGCUUCCGGCAUGACCCUCGACGAGGCCUGCAAAAUUCUGAACGUGAAGCCUCCCCAAGGUGGCGUCACCAACAUGGAACAGGUCAUGGAGAGGUUCAAAAAACUGUACGAUCUCAACGAGCCGAAGAAAGGCGGUGGUGGAUCCUUCUACCUCCAGAGCAAGAUUCUUCGCGCGAGAGAACGGAUAGAGAUGGAGGCUCGUGCCGCUGAGCACAAGGCCAAGUUGGAAAAAGAAAUCAAAGAAGGACGGUAA